Brassica rapa (field mustard) is the source of this 5207-nucleotide messenger RNA. RefSeq names its product U-box domain-containing protein 6. NCBI's taxonomy places the organism in Eukaryota, Viridiplantae, Streptophyta, Magnoliopsida, Brassicales, Brassicaceae. The record is from RefSeq and is a predicted model, not a curated record.
UCGAACCCAGGUGGCGGUACUCACAGCUGUAAGCCCUUUACCACUAGAGCUAGAAGCCCCGGUUAAGAGUAGAUAUAUUAAGUUAAAUCUUCCCAGUACUUUUGUGAUAUGAGAGGACCAACAGGUGAAAUUGUGGCUGAGGCUGAUGAUAAAACGGAAGCUGUUCUCGUGGCACAGUUCAAUCUUGAGAAGAUCAAGUCGAAGAGGCAAAGUUGGGGAGGUGUUCCGUGACCGCCGGUCAGAUUUGUACAAGGUACUUCUCACAAUGGACGGUAACCCCUGAUAGAUUUUGAUGUUGAUGCAAACUAAUAAAUACAGCGCAAAAUUUGAUGUGGCGCUUUCAUAACAGUACAUGAAUCGUUUGUGUGUUGUCAUUUACUUAACAAUAAUGUAAAUGUCAAAUAAAAAGAAAAUUUGACGUUUAUUUGCAAAAUAUUUUAUGAAAAAAAUGGAACUAUUAUAUUUCGAAAAUGUGUUUUCAUGUGAAAAGCACAAAAGCUUAGAGUGUAGUUGGAAUAGUAAGCCUUUGUUACUUACACCUUAGGUUACCAAGAACAUAAAACGGAAAGAAAAUUCCAACUCCAACAUUUGUCUUUUUAUGUUUCCUGUUUCUUUUGAUCAUCAGAAACCACUUCACUUGGUGGGUUGUGUUCUUCUCUUCCACCUUAAUGAUCUCCUCUUCCUAGUGGACAUCUUCUUCAAAAGUGUAAUUUUCUUCUUGAUUGUAUUCUUCUACAUUACCAUCUUCAGCUUCACUAUUAUCACAAAGAUCGAGGUGAGAAGACGCCAUUUUCUUCUCUCUGAGGUUCUUCAGCAACUUCAUCACUUGGACCGCAAACAUCACCGAUGUUAGAGGAUUUACCAUCUACAGUGAAACCAAAACAGGCCUGGUUUGAUGAAUAAGAAAUAUGCAUUUCGGUAUCGGUUACAAAGAACAACUCUUGAAGGGUUGUAAUGCAAUAAUACUGACCUUAGACAUGUUUGGCGGUAAGUCAUUUUGUUGACAGCUUUAAACCCUACAAACGUCAUGCAUAGUAAACACUUAGCUACUACAUAUAAACAUAAAUAAAUUAUUAAAUUGUGAAAAGCUUUUCUUGGCUUUGGAUAUAUAGAGGAAUUAAACCGUCCGUUCAAUAUUUUUCUAAAAUAAAUUGCAACUAAAGGAAUAUAAAUAAUCGUGGUGAUUUAGUAGUCCAAAUAGUUGAAUUUAUAGAUUAGGUCCGAUUCACUACGAUUGUUGAUCACUGCCAUUGUUUUAAAAUACUUAUAUGAAAAGUCAAAUUUCUGAAGAAGAAACAUUGACCAGUCUAGUCUUCAACCCAAGUUGACUUUCGACCAAAAGCUAUCUGAUUAUGAAAAACUGAAAUUCUUUUGAAGUAGGGGUGAUUUCCAUAAUCCUUACAUUUUCAGAUAAAGCAGAUAAGGUAAUUGAGAAUUGUUUUCUGAAAGUAGACUAGUUUAUGGUCAUCUAAUUGAACUUUAUGGUUGCUAGAUAUUUGUUUUCGCCUAACUUAAUUUAGACUAAUUUUCUAAGUUGUGAGGUUUUGAAUGCGGUUUUCUAAACAAGAAGAGUGGCUAUCAUUGGUCGUGACGAGGUUAAGCUGGAUCUGACACGCAUGAACGUGUUAAUUAAUGAGAUAAAGAGAAAUUAAAAGAGAGUAUUAGUUUUAGUUUUUCAAUGAAGCUAAAAGGUUGAUCUCUGCUGUAACCUGAGGGUGAGAUUUAGAAGAGACAAAACUGUUCAUGUGCAUGUGCACUAUGCUGUCUCCUCGCUUGUGCCCCCUUCCUCUAUUCCAUAAUAUUCUUUCUUUACUUAAUUUAAUCCAAAUUAAUAUAAUUUUUUUUUAUAAAAUUACUAGUUGUUAAACCCAUUUGUUCUGGAUCGAAUCUCUGGUAGCUAGUCUCUUUUCAAAUGACUACGAGAACUGAUGAAAGGUCGUUAUUAUAAUUCAUUUUCUUCGAAUCUUUCGUUGAAAACUAAAGCUCUUUGCAAUAUUUAAAGUGGCGGACGUGUAUAAUCAGACGAUGAUCUAGCGUUUUGCAUCCAAAACAUUUGUCGACACACGAUCGACUAUAAAUAAAUUCGUUAAUAGUCAUACCAUAUAGGAAAUAUAUAGAAAAUUAUGCAUGAAGUGAACAAAUGGGAAAGUACAGUUUCAGAAACUUUUGGAGUUGUUAUGAACUUGUUCUCUACAAAUUUUAUUGCUAUUUCAUAUAAUAAAUCAUUGUUACUAAUAAGGUGGAUGUUAAAAAUCAGCUCAUGACUGCUACAUCAUUCAUUGAAAAUAAAGGAAAAUUAGGCCUAGGAGCACUUCAACAACAGCGAGAGAGGAACCCAAAAUGGAUCUCUUAGAGAGGAUCAAAACGAAAUUUGUUUUGCCUCAUAUCAUCACUUAUCCUAUAUGGUUAGAUCAUGCAUUUACUUUAUCCGGCUAAUCAAAUUAUUGCAUGUGAUAAAAACUUUUUUUAGUUGCAGCCUACGGAUUUGUAGGACACAUGAACUAUAUAGUAGACAUUGUUGGUUAUGUAAUACAUAACUUUUUAUUUUUCUGCUAAGAUGAUGUAAAUUGUAAUGCGAAAUUUACAUCACCUGUUUUUUUAAUACUUUUCUAAAAUCUUACCGGCAUUAGGCAUAUACCAUAUUGGCCCCAUAAAUACCUAAAGUUGGACAAAUAUCAACAUAUAUAAAAGACAUAGCAAAGUCCACUAAAAGGUACAGAACAUCACAUCAUCUAUCUAAUGUCUUCCUCUCGAACACAAUCCUCUUCUUCAUCAUCAUCUUCUUCAGUUUGGCAACUACAAUACAUGAAGCUCCACUUCUUCACCAGGAUUCGUUCUCUUUUGAAAUCCAAAACAUCCUCCCUCAAACGCAACCAUCAAAGCUCACCUGAGAUAUCAAGUGCCCAACAUGAUUCAGAGAAUGUUGUUGCGCCUCCGGAAAUAAUAUCUAAACCACCCGAAGAUCAGAACGAGGAGGUUGUCUUGCAGAAAACUGUGAAGAAGCUUCAUUUUGGAAGCUUGGAAGAGAAGGAGAAAGCUGCCAUCGAGAUUGAGAAACUUGCUAGAGAAGACAAGAAUACUAGGAACCUCAUGGCUGAGCUCGGUGUUCUUCAGGUUCUUGUUUCUAUGGUCGGUUCUGAUAUCGCUGGUCAGCAGAUAGCUGCCGUAAGGGCUCUUAUUCAGCUUUCUCAUGGAUCCAACACGAACAAGGCGCUGAUGGCAAACGCCGGAAUAUGCUCAAAGCUACCCAAAAAUGUCGAAGUUCUCGACCAGUUAACAAGACAUGGCUUCGCGGAGCUUCUCCUAUCAUUGUCGUCUCUAACAAACGCACAAUUACCGGUAGCUUCAUCACUAAUUCUACCGUUCUUGAUGGACACGAUGAACUCAGAUUCAACAGACAUGAAGUGCAAAGAGAUAUGUCUAGCCACCAUAAACAACCUCUGCAUGGUGUUGGAAAACAUAGCACCGUUGGUCAUAAAUGGGGCAGUGCAAACACUAAUAAGCUUAAUGUUGGUAAAAGACUUGGCCGAGAAGGCGUUAGCAAGUCUAGGGCAAUUGGUUGUGACUCAAAUGGGUAAAAAGGCAAUGGAGGAAUGUUUGGCUGUGCCCAAAAGUUUGAUAGAGAUUCUAACAUGGGAAGAUAAACCGAAAUGCCAAGAAUACUCGGCUUAUAUCUUAAUGGUAUUAGCUCAUCAGAGUUGGAGCCAGCGCGAGAAAAUGGCCAAGGCAGGGAUUGUACCGGUCCUUCUUGAAGUGACCUUACUUGGAAGCCCUCUGGUUCAGAAGAGGGCAGUGAAACUUUUGCAGUGGUUCAAGGACGAGAGGAAUGUACGAAUGGGUCCUCAUUCAGGUCCACAAACAAGUCGCGUGAGUUCCGGGAUGGGAUCUCCAAUGAGCCCGAGGUCGGGGGAAGAAGGUAAGAAGAUGAUGAAGAAUCUAGUGAAACAGAGUUUGUACAAGAACAUGGAGAUGAUAACUAGACGAGGGAAUGUGAAUAUGGAGAAGGAAGCUUGUAGGCUUAAGUCAUUGAUCAUCAGCACAAGCUCUAAAAGCUUGACUUAUUGAUCAUACUAUAUUUUCGUGCUCUUAUUUCUUCGCAGUAUAAAGUGAUUAGAGAGUUUCUUGAUCUUGAAUAAACGAAUACUUAUACAAGAGAAAAGAAAUGGUGAAUUGCUCCAAGUGUGUCACUUUUUCCUUUCAUUAAUGAAUAUAUUACAUGCCCAACAUCUCACCUUUGUGCUAUGUACUCUAGCUAAGUUAUCAAUAUAAUCCACACAAACUCUAGGAACAUAUAUAAAAUGGAAACUACAUUAUCUAAACAUAUACAAAAGAAUCAGUUUUAAGCAAUGACUAAAUCUUAAUGUCAAAAACAACACUAGAAUUGACGACGACGCCAAAACUUGACUUGACGUGGAUUAAAUUUAAAUAUUUAUAUCACUUAACUGAAAGCACAAUGUAGUUAUAGUAAAAAGGUGUCAUUCCAAAUCUAAGAAGAUUUCAAACAAAAAGAAUGCACACCAUAUUUUAAUCUAAGCAAUAAAUAUGAGUUUAAGGUAACCAAACUAAAACUUAUCAAGAUUCAAGUUUCGUGAUCUCACUUUACUUAUUGAUCAUACUAUAUUUGCGUGCUAUUACUUCGCCAUAUAAAGUGAUUAGAGAAUAAUAAUAUGUUGCUCUUGAACAAAGGAAUACUUAUACAAGAGAAUGAAGAGCGCAGAGACUGGGCCCGAGCCAUAGGUCCACUAAUGUAAAGCGAGGAGUUGAGCCUGAACUGGCGAACCGAAGUCACUUUCGGUACCAUAACCGAAGUCAUUUUCGGUACCAUGAUUCCUACAGCAAACAUGUGCCCAGUCCUGCUGAAAGGCUCAAACGAACGUGAGCUGCUAUACAAAAUCCCCUACUGGCCAUCGGGGAGCGAGUGGUAAGGCCAUGAUCUGCAGGGGAAUGAAUCACACAUUUUUCUAUUUAGGACAAGUGCACGAACAACAACUCCAAACGUCACACAUCAAUUUUGCCUCUUUUUCUUAUUUAGUUGUAAAGAGGAGAAAAUUCAAAAUAAAUUGAGAAAGUUGUAAUACAACUUGCAAAGCUCUUGUAUAAUUCUCUUCCUCGAGAUGGGGAAAGAUCUGUAAAUAAAAAACUGGAAAGAAAGACAUAGAAAGAUGUCAGGUAUCUCACUUUUACAAAGACCAAGAAUAAAUUAUUAU